AUGCUUGUUACCAAGAUCAUCUUCUGGGCCUUUGCCACCGCAACUGCCUCUGCUCUCCUUACCGUUAAGGAUGUAGCCGCCAAGUUCGGUAUCUCAGAAACCGACAUCAACGAGAUUCUAUCUACGUCCGAUGUCUCAACCAUCAACGUCGACAAAUGGGCUGACUUCCUUGACGUCAGCGUCAAAGACAUCAAGUCUUGGCUACAGUCUGAUAAAGUCGCUGCCCUUGAGGACGUCAAGAAGAACCUCAAAACUUACAUGGAAUCUGACGCCAAGAUUGAGAAGCGUCAGGACAACCGCCAGAAACUGCAGCAGGAAAUCGACUCCAAGAUCGCUCAGUAUCGUUCUGAACAUGAGGAUGACCACAGACGUCGACUGGCUGGCUGUCCCUCUGUUCGCUGUGGUGUCUGCGGCGCUGGGUUGACUGUCGCUUACGUUGCUGCCCUUACUGCCUGUGGAGCUGCUGCUGCUACUGAGGAAGCUAUUUCUGCUGGCACUCUUACGCCUGCGGCUGUUGUUACUCUCGGUGCUUGCGUUUCGGGUGCCCACGCCACAUAUGUUGGUGGCUGGACCUUCUGUCUCGGCAUGAAGGACUAG
Fusarium tjaetaba is the source of this 597-nucleotide messenger RNA. RefSeq lists its product as uncharacterized. NCBI's taxonomy places the organism in Eukaryota, Fungi, Ascomycota, Sordariomycetes, Hypocreales, Nectriaceae. The record is from RefSeq and is a predicted model, not a curated record. The transcript has a single exon. Bases 1 to 597 code for a protein of 198 amino acids.